Benincasa hispida (wax gourd) is the source of this 1659-nucleotide messenger RNA. RefSeq names its product ALA-interacting subunit 3-like. Gene Ontology annotation, cellular component: endoplasmic reticulum; Golgi apparatus; plasma membrane. The record is from RefSeq and is a predicted model, not a curated record. NCBI's taxonomy places the organism in Eukaryota, Viridiplantae, Streptophyta, Magnoliopsida, Cucurbitales, Cucurbitaceae.
CGUUCCUGUUUUUCGUUGUGUCCAUUGCCUUCCCUACGUUUUUUCUUCUUUCUCUCCAUUUUUCUUUCUAAUCCCUUUCUUCCUUCAUUCCUUCCUUCUCCCCUCUCUCUAAUUCUAGAAGGAGAGGAGAGAGAAAGAAAGGGUUUGCUUUGUCUUUGCCGUCUUACAAAGAGAUUCAUUCAUUAAUUUGAUUGUUUUUUAGCAUUUCAGAGACGAUUAAACAAGUAAUUUUGUCGAUUUUCCCUCUUUUUGGUUGAAAGUCAAACAAUGAGAAGGGCAAAGACUCAGCCUUCUAUUGUUUAAUCAAUCUUUCUUUUCAUAAUAGCCAUCGUUUUUGUGUCCCUUUCUCUGAAGUCUCCGAGACUUGGAUCAAGUUUUGACGCGGAACCCAUCUUUGUUUUUGUCUUUAUAUAACUGGGUUUCCUUCUGAUUGGGGUUUGAGAGCUUUUACAGACGAAAGGAAAUCCAGCUAUUAUGAGUUCCAACACCGCGUCUAGCUCUGGAGGUCCGGGAUCGAACGAUUCAUCUUCAAAUAGAAGGAAUUCGAAGCGACCUAAAUAUUCGAGGUUUACCCAGCAGGAGCUUCCAGCGUGUAAACCCAUUCUCACACCAAGAUGGGUGAUUUCCGCAUUCAUGUUAGUUAGCAUUAUCUUUGUUCCCAUUGGAGUUGCUUCCUUGUUUGCUUCCAGAGAUGUCGUUGAAAUAAUUGAUCGUUAUGAAACUGAGUGUAUACCAGAAAGAUUUAGAAACGAUAAGGUCGGAUUCAUACAGGGCCCUGCAGUUAAAACUUGCCACAGAAACAUAACUGUGCCAAAACGUAUGAAGCAACCAAUAUACGUCUAUUACCAGCUUGACAAUUUCUAUCAGAAUCACCGCAGAUACGUGCAGAGCCGUAGUGAUAAGCAAUUGAGAGAUCCUGGCAGCGAGCAUGAUAUAAGCUCUUGCAAGCCUGAAGACAAUGUGAAUGGGCGCCCAGUUGUUCCCUGUGGUUUGAUAGCAUGGAGUUUGUUUAAUGAUACUUAUAACUUCACCCUUAAUAAUAAGCACGUUGCUGUGAAUAAGGUCGGUAUCUCAUGGAAGAGUGACCGGGAACACAAAUUCGGCAAGAAUGUAUUUCCCAAGAACUUUCAGAAUGGUACUCUGAAAGGAGGCAAAACCCUAAAUGAAAAAGUACCAUUAAGUCAACAGGAGGACCUUAUCGUGUGGAUGCGAACUGCUGCUCUUCCCACAUUCAGAAAGUUGUAUGGAAAGAUAGAGGUCGACCUUGAGAAAAAUGAUGUAAUAGAUGUGGUUUUGGAGAACAAUUACAACACUUACAGUUUUAACGGCAAGAAAAAGCUUGUCCUUUCUACAACUAGCUGGCUUGGUGGGAAGAAUGAUUUUCUUGGAAUUGCUUAUCUUACUGUUGGUGGGUUAUGCUUCUUUUUGGCAAUGGCUUUCACAGUCGUCUAUCUUGUUAAGCCAAGGCGACUUGGGGACCCGUCAUAUCUGUCAUGGAAUAGAAACCCAGGUGGGCACUGAAGCAGGAGCUGCUAGAACACGGUUUGUUGUAAUUUUAUUUGUAAUAUUAUUUUGAUGUGAGCAUAUUGAAAACAAAGGAAAGAGCAGGAUGUUUAACAAAUUGUUGUAAUGAAACUUUUGUUUUCCUUUUUAUAUGAA